Molecule: messenger RNA, 1481 nt
Organism: Myiozetetes cayanensis
Lineage: Eukaryota; Metazoa; Chordata; Aves; Passeriformes; Tyrannidae
Exons: 5
Coding region: 19-1062 (347 amino acids)
Source: RefSeq, a predicted model, not a curated record
CGGGCCAGGGGCCGGGCCAUGAGCUGCGGGGCCGCGCGGCGGCGGCGGCGUCUGGUGCUGCACGUGGACCUCAACAACACCGUGGUGGUGGCGGACACGGUGACCGGGCAGGGCCCGCGCGCGGCGCUCAACACCUUCCUCAGCACCGUCACCUGGGGCCGCGCCGGGGCCGCCGGCGAGUGGGAGUGGGUGAGCGACCGUCCGUCCCUGUGCCCGCCGUGCCCCGGCGCCCUCAGCUACUACAGCGCCCAUGGCCGGGACCCCGCCUUCACCGAGGCCGGGCCGGGCCGCCGCUUCCGCAGCCUCCACGCCCGCCACCUGCAGCUGCUGGAGUGGCCGGGUCGGCCGCACGACGCCUUGUCCGUGCCGGGAGAGCCCGGCGAGCGCUUCCACCUGAUCCUGCCCUCCUUCUUCCGGCUCCUGGACACGCUGCACCGGGAUGGCCGGGCCUUCGCCGUGGUCUUCAGGACCUUCGGUACCGACCUGCCCCGCGCCCUGCAGGCUGUUAGCAGUGCCCUGGACGGGCAGCAUCCCCAGUUCCCCACCUUGCGGGACGUGGCGCUCCCUGUGGACCUCACCCCUGGCCAGAUCCGCUGCAGCAAGCGGGAGGUGGUGCUGACAUGGGGCGCCGAGCGGCUGGCCACCCGGGAAGAUGGAAAAAAGCUUUACAACUACUUCAGCUCCUUUGAGGGAAUUGGAGGCUUCCAAGACCACUUUGACUGGUGGGCCAGAAAUAAUUUCUCUUCCCGGGGUGGGAAGCCUCUGUGGAUAGACCCCCACGAUCCUGACAUUCACCACAUCUUCAUCGAUGACAACAUCCGGCUGGACGAUGCAGACACCAUUGUCCACCCACAGGUGUUCUCGGAGCAGGGCAGCAGCAGCCCCAGGAGCGUGCCCACCUCGGAGCUGUACGACGUGUGCCUGGUGCAGACAGACCUGCUGGAGGCCAUUGCUGAUGAGGACUAUUUCCUGCGCUGCGUGAGGAGGUGCGAGGAGAACUACGACCGCUACCUGGCCUGCACGGAGAAGGACACCCCAAACCAGCAGUGGGAUGGACAGUGAUACCACCUUGUGGGGCCAAGCGGCUCCAGGCUGGGACACCCCUCACUUCCUGAUGCACACAGGCAAAGCCUCCAUGCCCAAACACAGCUCCCAGGAGCUUGUGUGGUGGGAUUCCUGGAGGAAAUGGUUUUCCAUUCCUUGGCAGCAUUGCCCAUGGUGGCCCUCCUGCAUGAGGGCUGGGGCUCACUGUGUCCCUCUGCUUGCCAGGCAGGUCCCUUCCAUCCCUCCUCCAUGGCUGUCAUCCAGCCUCACAGUGUUCACACCUCCCUCCCCACUCCCGCGGCAGUGGCUGGUGCGGAGCAGGUACCGGGGUGAGUGCAGUGUUAUCGGCAGCACCCACAGGUGCCAUUUCUGGUGUGGUGUUCUUGGCGGAUGCCCUGUCACUUCUGCCUGUUUUUAAAGCAAACCUUUUUAGCUCA